This is a messenger RNA of Zootoca vivipara (common lizard), 6138 nucleotides long. RefSeq names its product DNA topoisomerase II beta (gene TOP2B). Gene Ontology annotation, molecular function: ATP binding; DNA topoisomerase type II (double strand cut, ATP-hydrolyzing) activity; DNA binding. Gene Ontology annotation, cellular component: nucleus. The record is from RefSeq and is a predicted model, not a curated record. NCBI's taxonomy places the organism in Eukaryota, Metazoa, Chordata, Lepidosauria, Squamata, Lacertidae. Gene Ontology annotation, biological process: DNA topological change; resolution of meiotic recombination intermediates; sister chromatid segregation.
GGGGCAGCGCAGUUAUUGUCUGAGGCUUUGGGGCCUCGGCGCUUGCAGGGAGCCGCUGGCGGUUAGGCCGGGCGGCCUUUUAAUUCCACCCCGCGCCUUCCUCCGCGGGUCCUUAAUUCCCAAUUCGGAGGCACCUCCAGGGGGAGCGGGUUCCUCAGCUGCCCGUGGGCAAGGUCCGCAAGCCGCGUCUCGUCUAGGGCUGCCGCCACCCAACAUUUCCGCCGAGAACAGCGCCGGAAAAGGAGCUCUUUUUAAAAAGACAUAUUCUGGUCCCUCACGGGCCGUGUGUGUGUGUGUGUGUGUGUGUGUGUGUGUGUGUUUUGUCACUUUUCUACACACACGCACACCUACCCACCGACUCCUUCAGACGGCCGGCCGUUAUUUAUUUAUUUUAGACUGAGGUGAAAAGCUCAAACGUGAAAUAAAACGUCCGUGGCCCUCAGCUCGAGCUAUAGAGACAGGAAAAGGCGGCGAGGGGGUGGUACUACGCGCGUGGCCGUGGGCUCGCGCGUGCGCGCUGAACCUUUGAAGGGAGGAGGGACAAGGGAGGAGAGCCUGCGGUGUGAGUGUGCGCGCGGCCCACAAAGCGAGAGUGUGUGUGAGAGAGAGAGGGGGGGGAAAGGGGGGAGUUCUUCCUUGUGUGGAUGCGCGCGCGCGCGCAUUAGCGUGAGGGCAACCUUGGGGCCCCGUCGGACUGCGCGUGCGUGUGUGAGGGCGCGCGCGCGCGCGCUGGGUGGGAAAAGGAUCUUUCUCUGUGUGGGAAGGAAGGCCCCCCAUCCCACCCCCCCUCACAUACACGCCGCCACCCCCCCCCCCCAAAUUGCGGUGCAUGAGAGAAGCGUGUGUGUGCGUGCGCGCGCCUGCAGCCGUGUGCCGGCCGCGGGUGGCUUCCCUCUCCCCUCCCCCCACUUUUCUUUUGAAAAAAAAGGCUUUUCUAUAUAUAUAUAUAUAUUUAUAAUUAUUUAUACUGAGGUGAGGGACAAAAAAUGGCAAAAUCCGGAGGAGGUGGUGGAGGAGGUGGAGGCGGCGGCGGCGGUGGAGGAGGAGGAGGAGGAGGAGGAGGCGGCGGCGGCGGCAGCGGGGGUUUAACCUGGGUGACACUUUUUGAUAAUCAGAAUAAUGCUGCAAAAAAGGAAGAACCUGAACACAUGAAUAAGAAUGAUUCAAAGAAGAUGUCUGUUGAGAGAGUUUAUCAGAAGAAGACUCAGCUUGAGCAUAUUCUUCUCCGUCCUGAUACAUACAUUGGUUCAGUGGAACCUGUAACUCAGCUGAUGUGGGUGUUUGAUGAAGAUAUAGGAAUGAAUUGUAGAGAGAUUACCUAUGUACCUGGCUUAUACAAGAUCUUCGAUGAAAUUCUUGUAAAUGCUGCAGACAAUAAACAGAGGGAUAAGAAUAUGACAUGUAUUAAAAUAUCAAUUGAUCCUGAAUCAAAUAUUAUAAGUAUCUGGAAUAAUGGAAAAGGCAUUCCAGUUGUGGAACACAAGGUAGAAAAGAUGUAUGUUCCUGCCUUAAUCUUUGGACAGCUGUUAACUUCCAGCAAUUAUGAUGAUGAUGAGAAAAAAGUUACAGGUGGUCGUAAUGGCUAUGGUGCAAAACUUUGUAAUAUAUUCAGUACAAAGUUUACAGUUGAAACUGCUUGCAAGGAGUACAAACACAGCUUUAAACAGACUUGGAUGAACAAUAUGAUGAAGACUUCUGAUGCCAAGAUAAAACAUUUUGAAGGCGAUGACUACACAUGUGUCACAUUCCAACCAGAUCUUGCUAAAUUUAAGAUGGAAAAACUUGACAAAGAUACUGUGGCCCUCAUGACAAGAAGAGCUUAUGAUUUGGCAGGAGCAUGUAAAGGGGUCAAAGUUAUGUUUAAUGGAAAGAAACUACCUGUGAAUGGUUUUCGUAGUUACGUUGAUCUUUACGUAAAAGACAAGUUGGAUGAAACUGGAGUUGCUCUGAAAGUUAUCCAUGAACUUGCAAAUGAACGCUGGGACGUGUGUCUCACUUUAAGUGAGAAAGGAUUUCAGCAAAUUAGCUUUGUGAACAGUAUUGCUACCACAAAGGGUGGUAGGCACGUUGAUUAUGUUGUAGAUCAAGUUGUUGGAAAAUUGAUAGAGGUGGUGAAGAAAAAGAACAAAGCUGGUGUUUCAGUGAAACCAUUCCAGGUAAAGAACCACAUAUGGGUUUUUAUUAAUUGCCUCAUUGAGAACCCAUCUUUUGAUUCUCAAACGAAAGAGAACAUGACACUUCAGCCUAAAAGUUUUGGGUCCAAAUGCCAGUUAUCGGAGAAGUUUUUCAAAGCAGCCUCUAAUUGUGGUAUUGUAGAAAGCAUCCUGAAUUGGGUGAAAUUCAAGGCACAAACACAGCUGAACAAAAAAUGUUCAUCAGUGAAACACAGCAAAAUUAAGGGCAUUCCAAAACUUGAUGACGCUAAUGAUGCUGGUGGCAAACAUUCCUUGGAUUGUACAUUGAUUUUAACUGAGGGAGACUCUGCCAAAUCUUUAGCUGUCUCUGGCUUAGGCGUUAUUGGAAGAGAUAGAUAUGGGGUGUUUCCACUCAGAGGUAAAAUUCUCAACGUUCGAGAAGCGUCUCACAAACAGAUUAUGGAAAAUGCAGAAAUUAACAACAUCAUAAAAAUUGUAGGUCUACAAUACAAGAAAAGUUAUGAAGAUCCAGAGUCUCUGAAAUCAUUAAGAUAUGGCAAAAUAAUGAUCAUGACUGAUCAGGAUCAGGAUGGCUCUCACAUUAAAGGCUUGCUGAUCAAUUUUAUUCAUCAUAAUUGGCCUUCCCUUCUGAAACAUGGAUUUCUUGAAGAAUUCAUCACUCCAAUUGUAAAGGCAAGCAAAAAUAAGCAGGAACUUGCCUUCUAUAGUAUUCCUGAAUUUGAUGAAUGGAAAAAACAUAUGGAGAACCAUAAAGCAUGGAAAAUAAAGUACUACAAAGGUUUGGGCACCAGCACUUCUAAAGAAGCAAAAGAAUAUUUUGCAGAUAUGGAGAGACAUCGAAUUUUAUUUCGAUAUGCUGGUCCUGAAGAUGAUGCUGCCAUUACAUUGGCCUUCAGUAAGAAAAAAAUUGAUGACCGGAAAGAGUGGCUGACAAAUUUCAUGGAAGAUAGACGACAGCGUCGAUUACAUGGAUUACCAGAGCAAUUUCUAUAUGGUACAGCAACAAAACAUCUCACUUACAAUGACUUCAUCAACAAGGAGUUGAUUCUUUUCUCCAACUCGGACAAUGAGCGAUCCAUUCCAUCCCUUGUUGAUGGUUUUAAACCAGGACAACGCAAAGUUUUGUUCACUUGUUUUAAAAGAAAUGAUAAGCGUGAAGUUAAAGUUGCUCAGCUGGCUGGUUCUAUUGCUGAGAUGUCAGCGUACCAUCAUGGAGAGCAAGCUUUGAUGAUGACCGUUGUCAACUUGGCUCAGAAUUUCGUUGGAAGUAACAAUGUCAGUUUACUGCAGCCUAUUGGUCAGUUUGGUACUAGGCUUCAUGGUGGCAAGGAUGCUGCAAGUCCUCGUUACAUUUUCACUAUGCUAAGCCCUUUAGCAAGGCUGCUUUUUCCCGCAGUGGAUGAUAAUCUGCUUAAAUUCCUUUUUGAUGAUAACUUGCGUGUGGAGCCUGAAUGGUACAUUCCCAUAAUUCCCAUGGUCUUGAUAAACGGUGCUGAGGGCAUCGGAACAGGAUGGGCAUGUAAAAUUCCAAACUACGAUACCAGAGAGAUUGUGAACAACGUCAGAAGAAUGCUGGACGGGUUGGACCCACUUCCUAUGCUUCCAAACUACAAAAACUUCAAAGGAAUGAUCCAGGAACUUGGUCAGAACCAAUAUGUAGUGAGUGGGGAAAUAUUUGUGGUUGACAGGAACACAGUGGAAAUCACAGAGCUUCCAGUUCGAACAUGGACUCAGGUUUACAAAGAACAGGUGUUAGAGCCGAUGCUGAAUGGAACGGAAAAAACAGCAGCAUUAAUUUCAGAUUACAAGGAGUAUCACACUGAUACAACUGUGAAAUUUGUUGUGAAAAUGACCGAAGAGAAGCUUGCUCAGGCCGAGGCGGCUGGACUGCACAAAGUCUUUAAGCUUCAGACAAGUUUAACUUGUAAUUCUAUGGUGCUAUUUGAUCACAUGGGGUGUCUGAAGAAGUAUGAAACUGUGCAAGAUAUUCUGAAGGAAUUCUUUGACUUACGAUUAAACUACUACAGCUUGCGCAAGGAGUGGCUUGUAGGGAUGUUGGGGGCAGAAUCCACCAAGCUUAACAAUCAGGCUCGCUUUAUUCUAGAGAAAAUACAAGGGAAAAUUACCAUAGAAAAUAAAUCAAAGAGAGAUUUGAUUCAGAUGUUAGUCCAGAGAGGCUAUGAAUCUGACCCAGUGAAAGCCUGGAAAGAAGCACAAGAAAAGGCAGCAGAAGAGGAAGAAAUGCAGAAUCUCAAUGAUGACAGUUCCUCUGUUUCCGGAUCUACCUCAGGCCCAGAUUUCAACUACAUCUUAAAUAUGUCUUUGUGGUGUCUUACUAAAGAGAAAGUAGAAGAUAUCAUUAAGCAGCGAGACACAAAAGGAAAGGAACUCACUGACCUCAAGAGAAAAUCUCCUUCAGACCUUUGGAAAGAAGAUUUAGCAGCCUUUGUAGAAGAGCUUGAUAAAGUAGAAGCACAGGAAAGAGAAGAUGUCAUGUCUGGCAUGACAGCAAAACCUAUUAAAGGCAAAGUUGGUAAACCCAAGAUGAAGAAACUUCACAUAGAAGAGACAAUGCCAUCGCCAUUUGGUAGGAGAAUAGUUCCACAGAUUACAUCUGCUAUGAAAGCUGAUGCCAGUAAGAAACUGCUAAAAAAGAAGAAGGCAAAACUGGAUACUCUAGCAAUAAAACUGGAAUUUGAUGAAGAGUUUGGUGGCAUACCAGUCGAAGCUGCUGGUGAAGAUUCGCUUAAUACCUCUGUCCCAGUGGCUAGCCCAGUGGUUAGCCCAGUGGCUAUCCCAGUGGCUAAAACACCUAAGCCCAAGAGAGAGAAGAAAGAGCCUGGCCCUAGGGUGAGAAGAACACCAUCUUCCGCCCCAAAGUCCAGUGCGAAGAAAGUGAAGAAACGGAACCCGUGGUCAGAUGAUGAAACUAAAUCUGAAAGUGACUUGGAGGAAAACGAACCUGUGAUUAUUCCAAGAGACUCGUUACUUAGAAGAGCCGCAGCUGAAAGGCCUAAGUACACCUUCGAUUUCUCAGAAGAGGAAGACGAUGGUGAUGUUGAGGGUGACGAAGAUGCUAACAAUAAUAAUGAUCUAGAUGAACUGAAAAUAAAAACAUCUCCCAUCAUCAAUGACAGAGAAGAUGAAUUUGAGCCCUCGGAUGGUCUAGAAAAGGAUGAAUAUGACUUCUCCCCAGUCAAAUCGAAACCUUCUCCAGAGAAGAUUUCCCCAGAGAAGACUAAUCAAGACUUCGGCAACCUCUUCACCUUUCCUUCUUAUUCCCGGAAAGCCAAUAUUGAUACAUCCAAGUUUGACAGUGAUGAAGAAGAUUCAACACCAGUCUUCUCCUCCUCUUUUACUCAGAAACAGACAGAGAAACCUCCAAGUAAAGUAGUAGUUGCUAAAAAAGCAGCAAAACUGCCGGCGGAUGUGCCCUCUAAACCGAAAAGACCUCCUAAGCCCAAGAAGAUGGAAAUAAUAAACUCUGAUUCAGAACCUGAAUUCGGCAUCCCAAAGAAGGCUGCAACUCCCAAAGUAGGAAAAGGCAGAGGAGCAAAGAAAAGGAAAGCAUCUGGUUCUGAAAACGAAGGUGAAUAUAACCCGGGGAAGAAAACACCCAAGUCUACGCCAAGCAAGAAACCGAAGAAAGCCUCCUUUGAUCAGGACUCAGAUGUAGACAUCUUCCCCUCAGAGUUUGCCUCUGAGGCAGCCUCCAGGCCGCGGACUGGACGGGCGAGAAAAGAAGUGAAAUAUUUUGCAGAGUCUGAUGAUGACGACGAUUUUGCGAUGUUUAAUUAAGUGCCCAAAGAGCACACAAACUUCCAACAAAUAUCUUAUGUUGUCCCUUUGUCCCUUUUUGUCGCAGACUUUUUGUACAUUUGACUUAUUUUAUGUGAUGAUGUAAUUGAUGGUUUUUUUCUUAUUGUGCGUAGGCAUUUUAACAUUUUGUUCUUACACCGACAGUUUUAUGCUCUUUUUUACU